AUGUCGACCACAAACAAAACCACUUUUGACUCACCCACACCCUAUUAUAAAGCUCUCUUUCAUACUUUCAAAUUUCCUUUCGCUACAACAAAUGGUGUAUUCAUUGGAAAAAAGGAUUCCGAUGAUCACGUAAUUAUUACAGAUUGUGUUCCUUUGUGCCACUCCGUUUCUUCGAUAUGUACACUUCCAUUGCUUGAAAUGGCUUUGAUUCAAAUCGAUGCCAUCAUAGGAGAGGAUCAAUCAAUAGUUGGAUAUUAUUUUGCACAAGAUGUCGUUCCCGAUACCUCUUCUGUUGAAAUACCCUCAAUUCAUCUUUCCGUCUUUUCGAAAAUUUGUGAAAAUUUCUCAGGUGCUUUACUUUGGAUGCUUGACAGCAGAAAACUUUCAGAACUCUCCAACACAUUUGUUUUCAAGACAUUCUACCUAAAAUCACCAGGUAAGGUGGCACCAGAAUCUCAAAAAGGUGACAACAAGGGUUUAUCACAACCAGACUUGGAAAAACUGGCCACAUAUUUUGAGAACAGAACUUUUGAUUCAAUUGUUGACUUUGAGAUGCAUGCUGAUAAUUUAUCCUUGGAUUUUAUGAAUAAAUCAUUGUAA
Messenger RNA from Naegleria lovaniensis, 600 nucleotides. RefSeq lists its product as uncharacterized. The transcript is spliced from 2 exons. Gene Ontology annotation, cellular component: EMC complex. Bases 1 to 600 code for a protein of 199 amino acids. NCBI's taxonomy places the organism in Eukaryota, Heterolobosea, Eutetramitea, Acrasida, Naegleriidae. The record is from RefSeq and is a predicted model, not a curated record.